AUGCGUGUUCUUAAUUGUAUCACCUGGUUGUUCGUUUCCUUGCUUGGAGCUGUUGAUGCGGCUGCCAGCGAUACCUCAGGCGUCGUAGAAGUAGACCUAGUCUUCCCGCGCAACGACACAUACGCGCCAGCGCCAUAUUUCCCCAUCAUCUUUGCCGUUCAAAACCCCGAACUCGCAACAUUGCUUAGUUUGCGGCUCGGAUUCGAAGUCUGGAAUAUAACAAACGGCUCAAAGGUCGACGAGGGAAGCUUCGGCGACUACUAUAAGAGGAGUACGCUCAACUGGACAGACACGUCGAGUUCCGACCCGGAGCUCGUAUAUCGCCACUACACCGAGUUCAACACGGAGGGCAAAUGGAUGUUAGUGUGGAAUCUGAUCUGGUCUAAUUGUACAUACGAUCCUUUUCGGGAGAUAUAUUAUCAAAAGGGCCACUCGCAAACCUCAGGCGUUACGUUCACCACGAAGAAGACUGCGCAUGGUAUUGAUCUUGUCGACGCAACAAAAGACCAGAGUUGUCCUGGAGAUCAGGGUAUAGCUUUCAACGUCGUUGAUACUACGAAAGUUACCGGAGGCUCCUACGGCGUGGGCGAACAGUGCGCAGUCCUGGACAAUUCAACCGUCACCCCAACGCCUUGCCAGGUCAAGAUUGACGCUGCAAGCCGACAAGCAUGGCGGUGGCCUUGA
Messenger RNA from Alternaria incomplexa, 684 nucleotides. RefSeq lists its product as uncharacterized. The record is from RefSeq and is a predicted model, not a curated record. The transcript has a single exon. The coding region runs from base 1 to 684 and encodes 227 amino acids. NCBI's taxonomy places the organism in Eukaryota, Fungi, Ascomycota, Dothideomycetes, Pleosporales, Pleosporaceae.